Molecule: messenger RNA, 1256 nt
Organism: Spinacia oleracea (spinach)
Lineage: Eukaryota; Viridiplantae; Streptophyta; Magnoliopsida; Caryophyllales; Amaranthaceae
Exons: 7
Coding region: 145-1071 (308 amino acids)
Cellular component (GO): mitochondrion
Molecular function (GO): protein-containing complex binding
Source: RefSeq, a predicted model, not a curated record
GGUGUAUUAUCACCAAAACCCUCCCUCUCCAACACUUGCCACUAAAAUUAGUGGGAAUUCCAAUUCUUAAAUUUCCAGAAACUCCACAUUUUAAGAGGAGAGAGAUUGAGUUCUGAAAUUGUUCACACAACAAAGCAGAGGAGGAUGUCAAUGUCCUCGGUUGUACCUUCUUCUUCACCUACCAUUUCUCUUUCUUCAUCAUCUAUCACAAGAAAACCCCUCUUUCUAUCUCCUCCCUUCAUUCGCCCUUUCGCCCCUCUACAACAUCGGUUCAAGAGUCGUCAUGUAAAGUGUAGUUACUCAAGAACAAAUGGAGAGGAGAGCUCCAGAUCUACUACAAUAGAUGUUAUAGCUGAUGUAAGAUCUGAAAAGUUAGUUGUUCUGGGAGGCAGUGGUUUUGUUGGAUCUGCAAUAUGUAAGGCUGCGGUAUCAAAAGGCAUUGAGGUUGUAAGUCUAAGCAGGUCAGGACGGCCUCGUAUUUCAGAAUCUUGGGUAGAUCAAGUUUCUUGGUUGCCAGGGGAUGUUUUUUAUGCAAAUUGGGAUGAAAUCCUUAUUGGAGCAACUGCUGUUGCUUCAGCCGUGGGAGGUUUUGGAAAUGAGGAGCAACUGAAAAGGAUUAACAGCGAGGCUAAUAUUGCGGCAGUAACUGCUGCAAAAGAAUAUGGAGUCCCUAAAUUCAUCCUGAUCUCAGUUCAUGAUUACAAUUUGCCACCCUUCUUACGUGAAUCCACUUACUUUACUGCAAAGAGGAAAGCUGAGUCAGAGGUUCUUUCAAGAUACCCUAGUUCAGGUGUUAUACUAAGGCCAACUUUCGUAUAUGGUAAAAGAAGGGUAGAUGGCUUUGAGAUCCCUCUCGACUUGGUUGGGGAGCCAUGGGAGAAGAUUUUGAGUGCUACAGAGAACUUUACCCGACCUUUAAAUUUUCUACCCGCUUCAGAUUUACUGUUUGCAGCACCUGUUAAUGUCGAUGAUCUUGCGCUGGCGGUAAUAAGUGCUGUCACAGAUGAUGACAUGUUCGGUAUAUUUACAAUUGAUCAAAUUAAGCAAGCUGCAAAAAAUGUCAAGGUUUGAGCCGUGUGAACGUGUGAAUUGAUGGUCAUCGGCGUCAGUGGGUUUGCCAGAUAGUGACUGGAUAUGUAAUAGAGUCUGAUACUUUGAUGUAUGGAACUGCAGGAUGUAUGGAUCAACCACAUAGUAAUGUGUAUAUAAUCUAACUACAGAGAAUUAUACAAGUUUUUAUCGUUCGUUGACUGCUA